Salvelinus fontinalis (brook trout) is the source of this 7148-nucleotide messenger RNA. RefSeq names its product mesothelin a (gene mslna). Gene Ontology annotation, biological process: cell-matrix adhesion. NCBI's taxonomy places the organism in Eukaryota, Metazoa, Chordata, Actinopteri, Salmoniformes, Salmonidae. The record is from RefSeq and is a predicted model, not a curated record. The transcript has 49 exons. Gene Ontology annotation, cellular component: cell surface. Bases 1 to 6627 code for a protein of 2208 amino acids.
AUGAGUUGUGCAGUGUUGAGGAACUCUGGUCAUGUGUUUCAACAGAUUCCUGACAUCCAUCCAGCCGUGAGAGAUGUGAUGAUGAAUCAGACGUUCAACAUCAUCAGCCUUCAAUUCCCAGAGUUCGAAACGCUGGACUGGAUUGCAUGGUUCGAAGUAAAGCUGAUUCCCAUCCUCCCCAGUUUUAAUGAAGUCAUGCUCACCAUUGCUACCUCAAACGUCAACUGCACCAACUACCAAGUCAUUGUAAAUGGAAUGGACAGCGCUUUCCCUGAAAUGACUCAGGAGAGAAGAGAAGGAAUCGCAAGCGUCCUGCUGAAAUACCUGAGGAAAUCUGUACACCUCAUCAAUGGACCAGCUUGCAGGCAGGACAUCCACGAUGACAAAGACUGGCUUGCAAUCAACCUGGGUUCAUACUCCGAGUACACAACCUAUUCAGAUCUCAAAGAGUUCCACAUCUCAGGGGUGGCAGUUCUAGACUCCCUCUCACCAAACCAGAAAGCUGAAUUGAUGCUGGACCCAAGCACUGGCGCUCUGGAGAAUGAGACUCUUGUGAAGAACAUUUUCAUCAGCUUGCUGGAAUCUCCAAGGGAAGAGCAGCUCAAUGAGUUCUUUGUGACUUUUGUUGAAGUCACCAAGCAGGAAAACAUCACUAUCAUCACAAACACAGCCGUAAGAGACACAAUGCUGGACCUGACCUUGAUGGCUCUUGCUCCCAAAUUUGACGUUUUUGAGCCAAAAGACUUCCAGCUGUGGUUCCAAGUCAAUCUGGUUGUUCUGCUGGCCAGCUUCCAUCCUGGCAGAUUGGAUGAUAUCCCCCUAAACAUCACCUGUGAAUCCUACAAUGCCAUAUUUACGGGUCUCGACCAAAGUUUGGAAUCUCUUCCGCCUCACCUCUCACAGGGUGUAAAGUCAAGCUUGGAUGCACUGAUGAAGACAUUCCAACGUUGCUCAAGGCCUCCAGCUUUAAUUGUGUGCAAAGAAACAUUGGUCAAUGAGAAACAACUUUGUGCUGGAUUUAACAGCACACAACUGAAGCAACAAAUGUCGAUUGGCAAUUCCUAUGAAUCCCUUUGCAAUUUCAACAUCUCUGAAUAUGCCUGUUCCUCAACAACUCUUCCGUCAGCGGACAACUUGGUGACGAUCCUGAAAUGCCAAUUGUCGAGCAAAAAGACUUACUCAACAGAAAUGUGGAAGCUGUUCUUCCAAAACAAUGCUGCUGUUCUGGACCAGGCUCUUCUGAAUUACUCCAGCAUGAACCCCAACAUCAGCAGUCCAGCUAUGCCACAGGUCCUUGAUGCCAUUGGAGAUGUCAAAAUCAACAACUUCAUUAAUGCACAGCUGAACGACGCCAGUUUCGUGGACAAGUUGUUCCAGAAGAUGCUCCGUCCAUUCUUGGCAUCUGCAUCUAGGAAUUUCCUCUCCUGUCUCAGCUCAAAGAACUUCAGUUGUCAGACCUACCAAAUUGUCAUUGAUGCUCUAAGCAGCCAAUCAGCCUCCAUGGACAGAGAGCAACAACAAGUGAUCUUCACUCAUUACAUCUAUCCAUUCCUUUCAAGAAAUGACUCAUCAGAUCCCGGCUGUGUCUCAAACACCAGUGGAAGCAUGGACUGGCUCCAGAGGAACGUUGGCAUCUUUUCUGUUUUUGCAGAACUGCAGGAGUUACAAGUCCUCAAUCCUGACUUCUCCAGCAUGGAAUCACUGUCGCUGCUUACCCCAACCCAAUUGGCACAGUUGACAUUGACCUCUGGGGCAUUGAAUGACACAGAUGACAUUAAACUUGUGUUUAAGUGGCUGGAGGAAGGAGACGCUUUCAAAAAUGUUGACGAGUUUCUGACGCAACUGACCGCAAAGGAAGAGAUUCCUGACAUCCAUCCAGCCGUGAGAGAUGUGAUGAUGAAUCAGACGUUCAACAUCAUCAGCCUUCAAUUCCCAGAGUUCGAAACGCUGGACUGGAUUGCAUGGUUCGAAGUAAAGCUGAUUCCCAUCCUCCCCAGUUUUAAUGAAGUCAUGCUCACCAUUGCUACCUCAAACGUCAACUGCACCAACUACCAAGUCAUUGUAAAUGGAAUGGACAGCGCUUUCCCUGAAAUGACUCAGGAGAGAAGAGAAGGAAUCGUAAGCGUCCUGCUGAAAUACCUGAGGAAAUCUGUACACCUCAUCAAUGGACCAGCUUGCAGGCAGGACAUCCACGAUGACAAAGACUGGCUUGCAAUCAACCUGGGUUCAUACUCCGAGUACACAACCUAUUCGGAUCUCAAAGACUUCAACAUCUCAGGGGUGGCAGUUCUAGACUCCCUCUCACCAAACCAGAAAUCCGAGCUGAUACUGGACCCCACGAACCUGGCAAAUGAAUCUCUUGUACAAGAGGUUUUCUUAGGGAUUCUGGGAUCUUCAGAUGUGGCGGAGAUUGGUCAAUUUUUCCAAUCAUUUGUGGAGGUUGCUUCAAAGAGAAACCUGACAGCUAUUGAGCCAGGACUGCGAGACACCCUCUUAAACCUGACACUGACGGCACUCGCUCCCAAAUUGCAGACACUAGAUACUCUGGGAUUCAAGCUUUGGUUCCAGGUCUAUCUCCCGUUAUUCCUCCCAAGCAUUCAUCCUGGGACCUUUUCCGUCAUCCCAAGGAAUAUCAGCUGUGACUCCUAUAGUGCAAUCAUCAAGGGGUGUGAUAAUGUGAUCACUAGGUUGUCGCUGAUCCAGUCCCAGCAAGUCUUCAUGUUCACCAAGGAUUAUUUGACAGGCCAAUCCAUUGAAGGAUUCUCCUGUGUGAAGACUGUGAGAGAUGACAGGGAUUGGCUUGGAAGCAACUUUGGACAAUUCCGGGUCUAUGCUUCCUAUGUGGACUUUGUGACCCUGAAGAGUGAUUUCAAUGGAGUGAAAGCAGCAGAUCUCCUCACUCCUAUCCAGCUGGCUCAGCUCGCAACGAUUCCCUCCCAACUUGAAGGGGCACAGGGUGUCAACAAGAUCAUGGCAGCCAUCAGUCCGGCUAACUUUGGAUUGUUCUUUGACAUACUCUCACCUGCCAUCCAGAAACACAUGAAGAACUACACAGAAGAGGUGAAAUCAGCGUUCCUCCAGGUGGUGUUGGACAGCGGGAACCUGUCCUCCACUGCCAUCAACGACACACAGUUCCUCGUUUGGCUCAGGGUUCGGCUGAACCCCCUCUUGCUGAACCUCUCAUCCAAACAAGUGACACCACUCUUCCGCAUCAUGAAGGAUAGGGGCUGCAACAGCAGCCAAGAAGCAAUCUCAUUAUUAGACACUCUGCGGUCUACACUGACUAAAGACACACAGAGGGAAAUCUACAGCAAUACCUUACUCCUCCUGAAAGAGCCAACGCCACUGCGAUGCUAUGUAAACGGAAGCUUCUACUCAUUUUUGAGAAGCACGUUCCUUGGCUUUGGAUUCCCCGACCUGUCAAUGCUUUUCACGCUCAUGCCAGACACACGCCAACCUGAGCUUCUGAAUUCCAUAACCUCCUCUGAGCUGAGUCAGUUCCUCAGUCAACCUGACGUGGUUGGCAACGGUUCCAACAUAUGUGCUGUCUUCAACAACUACGCCAAGACGCCUGUCUUCCUGGAAACGGAGGAUGUCCCUGAUGCUGUGAAGCAGCUGACCCUUCCCUGCGUCUGGUCUUUAGCUCUGAACAGCGGCAAUAGGUCAGAGGUGAAUGCCUGGUUUGACCUCAGACUGAAGAACUACUUGAGGUUCCUUACCAGGAGCCUUGUCAGCUCAUCUAAGGUGCAAAACACCAGCUGUCUCGCAUUCCAGAAACUAGUCUCAGUCCUUGGAAGCGAUUUCAGCUACAACAGCUCUGACUUUGCACAGAGUGAUGUGUACAUCACCAUUAAGUCUUACCUUGGCACAGGUGGACCGAGGUGCUACAGCGCAAACGACCCAGAGCUGAACUCUACCGCCUGGUUUGUGAACUACAUUGGUGUUUUUGUGACCUACCUCUCUCUGGAGGACCUCAACACCUUUGUUACCGCGAGUCAGAUCAAUGUAUUCUUGGAGAACCAGGCCAAUAUCAAGCUCUUCAACAACACGGCUAUACCUGCUAAUGUCACUUCCUACUACAUCACACAGCUAUACACACUGAACCCCACGUUCAACCCUCUGCAACUGCCUGGCUUCUUCCUGUGUGAGGUCCCAAGUACGGCCUAUAUCUCCCUGGGCCAGACAGCCAGUAUGGAAAUCCUGGACCGUCUGAAGCUAUUCUGCAAUGGAACCAAAGACCCUCAGGUAUCUGCUGCACUGGUGGCUAAUUUCCAAACUAUCACGGGGAACACCCUAGCAACCAUUGGGAACAGCAGCAGUGGCCUGACGACCACCCAGAUAUCCUCCAUCUCUUCCUCAGUACUUGUGUCGUCCCUGGCAACACUCGGCUCUGUGAGCGGCUGGAACCUGGGCCAGGCUAGUGCAGUCAUCCAGAGCAUCAUUACCGGAGGCUUCCAGAUCGACACUGCCUCCUCGUUGAUGUCGUUGGGCACACUCAUUGGGGGCAUUCCGUCAGCGGCGAUAGCGAGCAUCCCAGCCACUGAGCUGUUGACAGCAUCCCAGAGCUCUGUGUUUGUCACCAACAUGCUGGCUGCCCCACAGAUUAUACAGGAAACCUAUGUCAACAAGAUUAUCACCAUCAACCAAAGCCCCAACGCGUUGGUUGUGAACGUACCUGAUGCCAUGGCCACACUGAUCCCCAGGGCUCUCCUGACCUUCUCUCAGGAACCUGUUGACGUACAGGUUAUUAACAGAAAGACAUGGAAGCAAGAGCAGGCUGUUUUAUUCUUCGGGAACGUAGCAAGCAACGCAAGCAUCGACUCGGAGGAGCUCUCUCCAUCCGUGUUGCAAGGGUUCACAUGUACAUCAGCACAGUCCAUGACAGUCAAAACGGUGCACAGACUGGUUCAUGCCUGCAGACCGAGGAUCACUAGGGAGAAAGUGGUGCUGAAAGAAACACAGUUGACCUGCAUGUACAAUUUACUGAAAGACGACCUCGACCAGAAUUUUACAGACUAUCCCUCAGACAUGCUACUAUAUUACAACUAUGCAAAGGUUGAAAAAAGCAAUUGCAGGUCCUACUUCAACGCGGCAGGUUCUGCAGACUUCUCUGUCCUCUCCAGCGUGCUGAACAAGGAUGACAUGCUGCUGGACAAUGCAAAACGCUGCUUGGGAAUUAGUGAAGUGAGUCUUAGCAAAGACCACGUGGAGGUGCUGGGAAACAUGGUGUGCACUAUGGACGGCUCCUACAUCCAAAACUCUGACCCCUUCAUUCUGGAGAAACUGAAGAACUGCAAGGACUUCACCGAAGCUCAAGUCACUGCCAUGGAAACGCUCCUACUUUCAGGGACAACACAGUAUGGAAAAACGACUACAUGGAAUCAACAAACUUUGGAAGACCUUGAAACCCUGCCACUGUAUCUGACCCAAAACUUCUGGAGCCUGUUCACAACAGAGGUGAAAGGGAAGUUCCUCAAGUCCUUUAUGCCCCAGCUGAGGAAGCAGGAAACAGAGAAGAUGAAGCUGAAGACAUUGUUCAAGCAGAUCAACUCAGUCAGCAGAUCCAAGCGAGGAGCAGGAUGCAUCACAGGCAACAUCACCGAGUCAGUCAUCGCAGACACCUCGUUCCCCUUUGGCUAUGACAUGACCCAGUUUGACCUCUGUCUGGACACCAGCGUUCUGAAAGACAAUCUGGCCGCUGUCACUAAACAAGUUGACGAUAACAACUUCCAGAAGAUCGUUUUAGUCAAACUAAACCAGGCUUAUCCAUCUGGAAUUGUUGACGAGCAGCUUAAGGUGCUGGGCUCUGUGUCGCGUGUGGCCACUCUGGAUGACAUCACAAAGUGGAGCAUCACCAAAAUCGACACACUGUCAGCACUGAUGGUCUUUGGUGAUGGUCCAUGGGAAACAGCGAAGAGUAAGGCAAUCAUCACAACAUACUUGAACACGUCAGGUAACUCCUUGGGGAGCUCUGAGUUAAAUGCCAUUGGUGCUAAUCUGUGUUCUCUGGACGUGAGCGUACUGAAGACCAUCACGCCAAGCAGUCUGAAAAAUGCCAAUUCCCUGGAUGUGACCUCUUGCUCCACUGAACAGAAGAGGGCUGUAUACAACAUCAGCAAGAGUUCUUUUAGCUCACAGCGUAUCUCUAAUCCAACAUAUUACCAACUCAUCAGCCCCUACCUAGGUGGUGCUCCCAUUGAAGACAUAAGGAGCCUUGCAGCUCAGAAUGUGAACAUGGACAUAACCACAUUCAAAGGUCUUGAGAGCACUGUAAUUCCUAGUCUGACCGUGAGCGAGGUGAAAGGACUUCUGGGUGCUAACGUGGAUGAUCUGAAGACAUUUGAGAAUGACACGGUUGUCCAUGCGUGGUUAAUCGCGCAGCCUCAAUCUGAUCUGGACAUGUUGCGGCUGGGUCUGACUGGAGGUAAAGAAGCUUCCACUGUGGUGGUCCCCCUCAACACCACCAACACCACCACCACGCCAGCACACAACGCUGUCACAGCCAAGCCAGUACCAGUCACCACAACUCAGAAUGGUGUAGGUGAUGGAGGAGCACAUCUUGGGAAAGACCUGGGAGCCCUCUCUCUCUGUCUGGCACUGGUCACCGUCAUCCUGCAGAUGAUGUGAGACGAGAUGAUGAGACCAGAGUGUGGACCAAGCAUCUUCUAAAAUGAACAGCAACAACCUGUUUUUAUUUUUGAAUUGUUGAAUCGUCUUGUACUUAUAACCAAGUUUACAAAUAUUUUAUUUAGCCAAUCACGUUUUAAUCAUUUAUUGUUUUUGUCAUUCUUGUUUAGCAUCACUCUUGUAUGUAAUUAUCACAAGUAUAUGUCUAUAUAUGAGUUCUUAUUGGAACAUUCCGUAAGAUUGCACAUUUACAUGUUUACAUAUUUAAAUUAUCUGUCAAGGAAUGUAAAAUUCAUGAAGUAUGUAUACCUGUCCUUGUACUUAACCCACAAAUAUGACCUAUGUAAAGUUAGGGCUCUAUUCAAUCAGUAUCGCUGCCCAAUAGAAAUAUAAAGGUAGAUUCCGAUUGAGCUAAAAUAUGCCGUGUUUACCGCGAAUGCAGUCUCUGCUAACGUGGGAACAUUGACUUUAAAUUUGAAUCACGCUGUAUUGCUGAACUUUCCGUGAUACGUAUUAAAUAG